AAUCCCAAAGCUGCAGCAAAAGAUAAACAAAAUUAGUUUUUCUCUGUUCGCUGAGACAUUCAUGUCAAGCUAGUUUUUAUUUUAUUUUUUCUAAUAAUACAAAAGUUAGAUUGUUGUAAGGCUAAACUGUCUCCUACCAUAACCGCCCCCCCCCUUUUUUUUCAAGAUUGAGUUCAUUAGGCUAGUUAGCUUAGCAUCAAGAACAUGAAGUCCCUGGUUGGUUACGGAGUGUCCUCUGACUCUGACAGCGAGAACGAGACGAGGGAUAGGACCUGCGACAGACUGGGAUCUAUUAAAGAGACUGGGGAGAAAACAACAGCCGGCCAGGAGGGUCGCAACUUUUUACUCGAGUCUGAGUUAACAUCUAGUGAAUCAGAACCGGAAUAUGAGGAUCCAGAACCUUCAUCGCCACCACAUCCUAAAACGGCAGCAUCAGUACCGAGGGAACCCACGCUUCCUGCACCUUCAUUUGGUUCCCAUAAUCCAAACAGGUUACCCCCUCCCCCCCUGAAAUCUUCCUCUGACUGCAGUGUGUUUGCGAAUCCGUUCAAGGCUCAGGUUGAUCAGAAACUCAUCGCUCUGCAGAAACACGUCCCUCUCACAAUGCAACCCAAGCCAUCUCAGAUCGGAGGCAGAAAAAUGUGCGUCUCCUACAGAAAGGAUGGAAGAUGCAGGUUUGGAAUCAAGUGCAAGUUUGCUCACGACAGCGACCUUCAGACUGUCACCGCGAGUUCCUCCCAUGAUCCGCCUGGAAGAGAAGAACCCUCAGGUGCAACUCAGGCUCCAGGUCAAAGAUCCCAGAAUCCUCGGCUGGAGUUCAAAGAGGAAGAGGAGCAGCCAGCGAAAAAGAAGCGAGUUGGACUGAGUAACACUUUAAUUCCUCCUAAAAAGGCAAUGAAACAGUUUUCUCUGCAGAGGAGCAGAGAGCAGAUCAAUACGUCCUGAUAAAUAGUAUUAUUGCUCACGGUGAUCACAAUCUGGAUAGUUUGAGAGUCAAACCAUAUGAGAUGCUACACACUAAUGUUAUAAUACGUAUAAAAGAAAUAUUAUUUUACUCACUUGGUCAAAUUCUGAUCCUGUUGUGGAGGAAGAUACAUUUUGAUUUAAAUCUAGUAAAUCAAUAAAAACAGUUGGUUUAUGUGUUAA
Messenger RNA from Oryzias latipes (Japanese medaka), 1146 nucleotides. Lineage: Eukaryota; Metazoa; Chordata; Actinopteri; Beloniformes; Adrianichthyidae. The record is from RefSeq and is a predicted model, not a curated record.